CAGUGCCUAUCGCUGAUCUUGCCCUGUCUGUAUUCAAGUGCAUGUUAAGAACUUUGAUCACAGCGAUUGUCAUCAUGGCUUUGAACCGCUGGAAAGCACAGUCCCUAAGCCUUGUCCUGCUGUUUUUUGUCAACAACUCUCUGUGUCGCUUUCUAGAUGUUUUUUUGCAGAGAAAUGAAGCAAGCAGUAUCCUGCAAAGAGCAAAGCGUGAAAACACUGUUUUAGAAGAAGUCAAACUGGGGGAUCUUGAACGGGAGUGUCUGGAAGAAAAGUGCUCUUAUGAAGAAGCUUCGGAGAUAUUCAGGAUAUCGGAUAACUUAGAAUCAUUCUGGAGGAUUUAUAGCGAUGGGAACCAGUGUGAUUCUGGACCUUGUCAAAAUGGGGCUGCAUGUGUAGACCAAGUGCAGUCCUAUAUAUGCUACUGUCGUGAAGGGUAUGAAGGAAGAAACUGCCAGUCAGAAACUGAAGACCCUGCAAGUUGUGUUACCAAUAAUGGGGGAUGUGAGCAUUUCUGUAAUGACACAAAGGGCUCUCUUCAGAAAUGUGGAUGUGUGGAAGGCUAUGUCCUAGACAAGGACAACACCUCCUGUAUUCCACAAGUGCCAUACCCCUGUGGAAGAAUACCCAACUUGGAUGUUCUUGCAUACCCGAGGAUAGUGCGAGGAACCAGGUGUCUCAAAGGAGAGUGUCCCUGGCAGGCUUAUCUCAAGUAUUUGGAUACUUUCCUAUGUGGCGGUAUUAUAGUAAGUCCCACCUGGGUUGUGACUGCUGCGCAUUGUGUGCAUAACACCUCUGUCUCAAAGCUACAAGUUGUGCUGGGCGAGAACAGAAGAAGUGUGAUUGAAGGGAAUGAGCAAGUGAAGUAUGUGGCUGAAAAAAUUGUUCAUAAGGACUACAGUGUCAGCAUCAUAGACAAUGACAUAGCACUGCUGAAGCUGAAAACUGCCAUUACUUACAACGAUUACGCCAUCCCCAUCUGCCUGCCGGACUGGCACCUGGCGGUCCACAAACUGGCAUCCAUCAAGUUCUCUACAGUGAGCGGCUGGGGCCAGUAUGCAGAAGAUGGACCGACAGCUGAUUAUCUACAGAGACUUGAGGUUCCACGAAUCAAAACACAGGACUGCAUAGCCAGCUCCAACAUUAUCAUUACUGACAACAUGUUUUGUGCGGGUUACACAGAGGGACGGCAAGAUGCUUGUAAAGGAGACAGCGGUGGACCACAUGUCACAAAGUACAAGAACACCUGGUUUCUGACUGGGAUUGUGAGCUGGGGGAAGGGAUGCGCGCAGCCAGGCUUCUAUGGGAUCUACACGAGAGUGUCCAGGUACCUGGACUGGUUAAAGGAGCACAUGUCUUCAUAACCCGUGUCCAUUCCAUGAUUAAUUCAUUACGUCAGCAAAUAGAAUUGUAAACAAAAUCCACAAACUGUUUGACAGUUGUCAAAUCCCUGAUCUUAUAUUUGACCCUGUAAUGAUUAUGUUGUUCUUUCACAGAACAAAAAAGUCAGCCACCAGCACUACUUGUCAUUUCUCCAAAUUGCCAUGGUAUCUUCAAGUGUGUAUUUAUUAUGGAUGUUGUUGGCUUUGUUUUAACAUUAACCAAAAUAAAGCAAAUUAUUAA
Molecule: messenger RNA, 1620 nt
Organism: Polyodon spathula (Mississippi paddlefish)
Lineage: Eukaryota; Metazoa; Chordata; Actinopteri; Acipenseriformes; Polyodontidae
Product: coagulation factor VII-like
Exons: 8
Coding region: 42-1361 (439 amino acids)
Biological process (GO): blood coagulation; proteolysis
Cellular component (GO): extracellular region
Molecular function (GO): calcium ion binding; serine-type endopeptidase activity
Source: RefSeq, a predicted model, not a curated record